AUGGCUUUUCUAUGGGUAAUAACUUUUGCACUAAUUCCCCUGUUAUUUCUUCUUAUUCAACAACUUCAAAAAAAGUUCACUAACAAGAAACUUCCUCCAGGUCCAAGAGGUCUCCCUCUUAUUGGAAAUCUCCAUAUGUUUGGUGAAAAUCUUCAUCAAGAUCUUGGAAAAAUAUCGAAAAAAUAUGGUCCCAUAAUGUCAAUCCACUUUGGUCUUGUUCCUGUAAUUGUUGCUUCAUCACCUCAUGCUGCAGAGCAAUUCUUGAAAAUUCAUGAUUUAAUAUUUGCUAGUAGACCUUCUAAUGAAGAUGCAGAGACCGUUUUCUACAAUCGUAGAAAUCUUGUCUCGUCUAAUUACGGACCUUACUGGAGAAACAUGCGUAAAUUAUGCACUCUGCAUUUGCUAAGUAAUGCAAAGAUUCAAUCUUUUCAACCUAUGAGGAAAAAACAAGUUCAAAUUCUGGUGGAUUUGAUGAAACAGGAACGUAAUGUGAUUGAUGUUAGUGCAAAAAUUGCGUCUCUUAGUGCUAACAUGUCGUGUUUGAUGAUAUUUGGGAAGAAGUAUAUGGAUGAGGAUCUUGGCGAAAAGGGGUUUAAUGCUCUAAUACAAGAUAUUUUGUGUAUUGCUGGAUUGCCAAAUUUUGCUGAAUUUUUUCCUUUUCUUCGAGUUCUUGAUCUUCAGGGAUUUACUCGUCGUUCCAAGGAAUUAGCAAAGUUGUUUGAUGAGUUUUUAGAGAGAGUGAUUAAUGAACAUGUUUGUAAUAAAUUUAGUCAUGAACAGAAGGAUAUGGUGGAUACGUUGAUGGAGAUUAUGCAAUCUGGAGAAGGUGAAUUCGAGUUUGAUCGUAGGCAUGUCAAAGCUAUUCUACUGGACUUACUUGUAGCAUCUAUGGAUACUUCAGCAACAACAAUAGAUUGGAUUCUAGCAGAAAUUCUAAGGCACCCAAAUGUAAUGAAAAAGCUUCAAAAUGAGUUGGAACAAGUAGUUGGCAAAAAUAGAAUGGUGGAAGAAUCAGACUUAGAAAAUUUGGAGUAUUUAGAAAUGGUCAUAAAAGAAAGUAGUAGGCUACAUCCUGUUGCACCCUUGUUGAUUCCUCAUGAGUCGAUUGAAGAUUGUGAGGUUGAUGGUUUUCACAUACCUAAAGGAUCCCGACUUUUAAUCAAUGUGUGGACAAUUGGAAGAGAUCCAGACAUUUGGGUUGAGCCAGAAAAAUUUAAACCUGAGAGGUUUCAAGGAAGUAACAUUGAUCUCCGUGGAAGACAUUUUGAGCUUUUACCAUUUGGUUCGGGCAGAAGAAGUUGCCCGGGUUUGCAGCUAGGGCUCACCACCGUUCGUUUGGUGCUUGCACAAUUGGUUCAUUGCUUUGAUUGGGAAUUGCCAAAUGGCAUGACCCCGAAGGAUAUUGACAUGACUGAGAAAUUUGGUUUAGUAACAACUAGAGUUCAACAUCUUAGGUUGAUUCCCAAGUAUCGUUUACAUAUAUAA
Molecule: messenger RNA, 1485 nt
Organism: Solanum verrucosum
Lineage: Eukaryota; Viridiplantae; Streptophyta; Magnoliopsida; Solanales; Solanaceae
Product: cytochrome P450 71AU50-like
Exons: 2
Coding region: 1-1485 (494 amino acids)
Molecular function (GO): oxidoreductase activity, acting on paired donors, with incorporation or reduction of molecular oxygen; monooxygenase activity; heme binding
Source: RefSeq, a predicted model, not a curated record